UCGGGAAGAUAGCUCAAGCCCUCGGGGAAACACAAAAGCCCCGAAGGUUCACCAUCAUAUAUACUUAGGAACUGCGCAUUCGGUAUUCUUUCAGAUGCCUUACCGCUUAUAUGUCGUCUACAAGCUAAUUCGGAUACGUCGAGCGAUAUACCUAACACAGAUUCAGCAGUCUGAAACACAUACAUCAUGUCCAGAAGCAGAAGAAUGGUUAGCGUUAUUGUUUUGAGUUACUGAUCACCGCACCGAUCAAAACUGAGAGCUCUCAAGCAUGGCUUCCAGAGAAACCAAACGACAAAAAACCCUAUCUCUUCCCCUUCACCUUCCUUCUGUCUCUCGCCAUUGGAGAUAUGACGUCUUCCCGAGCUUCCGUGGUGAAGAUGUCCGCAGCAGAUUCCUCUCCCACGUUCGCAAAGAGUUCCACCGCAAAGGGAUCAUUACGUUCGACGAUAACGGGAUGGAGAGAAGCGAGUCGAUCUCCCAUGAGCUCGCACGAGCCAUCCAAGAAUCUCGGACGGCGAUCGUCGUUCUCUCCAAGAACUACGCUUCUUCGAGCUGGUGCUUGAACGAGCUGCUCCAUAUCACGAGCUGUAAGGAUUCCGCCGGUCUGAAAGUGAUCCCCGUUUUCUACGAAGUCGAUCCAUCUGAUGUUCGGAACCAGACUGGAGAUUUCGGAAGGGCUUUCGAGGGAACUUGUGCGGGAAAAUCGGAGGAGGAGAAGCGAAGAUGGAGCCGAGCUCUAACCCAUGUGGCCGGUCUUGCCGGGGAGCAUUCAAACAAUUGGGACAGUGAAGCAGACAUGAUCGAGAGAAUCGCCAUUGUCGUCUCGGAAGUGCUGAAUCUCACACCGUCGAGAGAUUUCGAUGACUUUGUCGGAAUGGGAUCUCAUAUGGAAAAUCUGCUGAAGCUGUUAUGGCCGGAAUCCGAUGAAGUGAGGUUUGUAGGGAUAUGGGGCCCUGCAGGCAUUGGUAAGACCGCCAUUGCCAGAGCUUUGUUCCAAAGACUCUCUAGCCGCUUCAGUCUUAGUUCUUUCUUGGAAAAUGUUAGGGGAAUUUACGAGAGAUCUAACCAAUAUUCCUCGCAGUUACGAUUACAGCAAAGGCUUUUGUCUGAAAUCUUUGACCUCAAGGAUGUAAACAUAGGCCAUUUAGGAAUGGCACGGGAAAGGCUGAAGCAUCACAAUGUUCUGCUCGUUCUUGACGACGUGGACGAACUGGAGCAACUAGAAGCCUUGGCGAGCAACACCAGCUGGUUUGGUCCGGGAAGCAGGAUUAUCGUGACUACUCAAAACAUAAAACUUCUUAAAGCCCAUAAGAUCAACCACGUAUACAAAAUGCCAUUUCCGACUAGCUGUGAAGCUCUUGAGAUCUUUUCUCGGUAUUGUUUCGGAAAAAGAUCUCCGCCUGAUGACUUUCACGGCUUAGCGGUCGAAGUCACAGAACUUUCUGGCAAUCUUCCUCUAGCUCUUACCGUCCUCGGUUCAUGUCUACGAGGAGAGAGUAAGGCAGAGUGGGAUCUUGCUUUGCCGAGGCUCAGAACUACUCUCGACAGUAAAAUUGAGAAAACACUAAAAGUCGGGUUUGAUAGCUUGUCUCAUAAAGAUAGAUCCGUAUUUCUUCACAUUGCUUGCCUAUUCAACAACGAAGAGGUUGGUGUUCUAUCUCAACUGUUUGCCAAAAGCGAGUUGAACGUCGAAUUUGGCCUUAAAGUCCUAGUCGAGAGGUCUCUCAUACGUAUAGAUACUCAAGGAGUUAUAAGGAUGCACUCUUUGCUUGAACAAUUGGGUAAAGAAAUCGUCCGGGGACAAUCAGAAGAUCCCGGAAAACGUCAGUUUCUGUGGGAAGCUGAGGAUAUUUCUGAAGUGCUUUCAGAAAACACGGGUACAAAAGCUGUUUUCGGCAUAUCUCUAAACUUGGCUGAAUUAGCCGAUGAGGUUUGUAUAAGUGACAGCACAUUCGAAAGGAUGCGGAAUCUCAAGCUUGUAAGGUUCUUUAAGGCGUGGAGCCAUAAUUACAAAGUGAAUCUGCUGAAUGUAUCAGAGGAAGGGCUGAGCUAUCUACCGAGCAAGCUUUCGUUAUUACAGUGGGAAUGUUACCCUAUGAAGGCAAUGCCUUGCAGGUUUCGUCCUCAGUGUCUCGUCAGACUCGAGAUGCGACGCAGUAGGCUUGAGAAGCUGUGGGAUGGAAUACAGCCGCUUGGGAGGCUCAAGUAUAUGAAUUUGAAUGGGUGUAAGAGCCUGAAACAAAUUCCAGACCUGUCGGAUUCCACCAGUCUCGAAAAAUUGGAACUUUUGGAUUGCAAAAGUCUGGUCACACUUCCCUCCUCUCUCCGGCAACUCAAUAAUCUUGAGGAGUUGUUAUUGUGGGGAUGCUCGAAUCUUGAAGCUCUUCCUUCCGACAACAUCGACUUGGAUUCUCUCAGUCUCCUCGAUCUUGGUUACUGCUCAAAGUUGAAAACUUUUCCCCAGAUUUCAAGGAACAUCGAGAAACUUAACAUGACUUGUACUGCUGUAGGAGAAGUGCCUUCGUCAAUCCAGCAAUGGUCUCGGCUUACCGAAGUUGUCAUGAACAGCUGCAGAAACCUCAAGACAUUCCCACGUUUUCCAGCCAGUUUGAAGAAUCUUUGUCUGAGCAACACCGAGAUAGAAGAAGUUCCUCCGUGGAUCGAGGAUGUCUCUUCCCUCGAACUUCUAUGGAUGAUUUCCUGUAGGAAGCUGAAGAUCGUCUCGUCGAACGUUUUUAAUCUGGACCACCUACGGGAGCUGGAACUCAGCGGAUGCAAGAGCUUUGCAGACUUUCCUGCAGAAAUGUGUUUGUUGUCUGAAAGGCGUUCAACUUCUGUGAGAGAGUUACGUUUCUCGGGUUGUGCUUUCGAGAGCAUCCCGGACUUCAUCAAACAUCUCUCUGAGCUACAGACUCUUCGGCUCGACGAUUGUAAAAAUCUCAUAUCACUGCCAGAGCUUCCAGCUACUCUGCAUACACUCCACGCAUCUAAUUGUAAGUCACUUGAGAGAAUAUCCGGCUCCUUCUCGACUCAAGGUAAAGUUCUCAACUUCAUCAAUUGCUUCAAACUUAACCAAGAGGCAAGAGAGAUCAUCCAAGAAGCAGAUUUUGAGUUUGUGGAACUCUCUGGCGGUGAAAUACCGAAAGAUCCUCCUCUUCAAGCUACCGGAAAUUCACUAACCAUCGUUCUUGAUCGAAUGCGUAAUCUUGAAUCCCUCAGAUUCAAGGCCUGUGUUGUGAUUGCUGCGGGAACUAUCCUCAAACAUCAGCUUUCACUCAAUGUCAGAAUAUCUUGUCGCUCGAGGGACAAAUACGGUGGGUGUAAGCAGUAUAGUUUGGUCAGAAAAGGACCAAGUUCCACGUUCUAUAAUGUCGGAGAAUGCACUCUAGAUGCAGAACAUGUCAUUAUAGCUUCGGAUGUCCAUGCAGUCAUUGGCAGUGAUGUCCAAGUGGAUGAAACAGCCCACAAUGAAUUGGUGUUUGAGUUCAGCUUAAAUGAUUGCCGGAUAAGAAGAUGCGGUCUCGAAUUUCUGCAAGUUCGCUGACAGUGAUCUCCAUGAAAA
Messenger RNA from Tarenaya hassleriana, 3562 nucleotides. Its product is annotated as disease resistance protein TAO1-like. Gene Ontology annotation, biological process: defense response; signal transduction. Gene Ontology annotation, molecular function: ADP binding. Lineage: Eukaryota; Viridiplantae; Streptophyta; Magnoliopsida; Brassicales; Cleomaceae. The coding region runs from base 269 to 3544 and encodes 1091 amino acids. The transcript has 5 exons. The record is from RefSeq and is a predicted model, not a curated record.